Messenger RNA from Olea europaea var. sylvestris, 1083 nucleotides. Its product is annotated as stem-specific protein TSJT1-like. Bases 132 to 896 code for a protein of 254 amino acids. Lineage: Eukaryota; Viridiplantae; Streptophyta; Magnoliopsida; Lamiales; Oleaceae. The record is from RefSeq and is a predicted model, not a curated record. The transcript is spliced from 4 exons.
CUAUAAAUACUCAACUUAUUGCACAAAGAUUUCACAUCCUGUAUACGUUUUCCAUACAGUGUAAAAAUUUCUUGUUUCUGUGGGUACAUUCAGUUUGUUUCUUUUGAAGAUUUUCUUCUUGUAAGAAGAAAAUGUUGGCAAUAUUCAAGAAGGGUUUGGUAAAUCCACCACAGGAAUUGAAUGGCCCAGUUUCUCCUCAAGCUGCUGUUAGCCCCAAGAAAUCUGAGGAGAUAUUGAAGGGUUUUUUAUCUGAUGCCUUCAAUGGCUUUUCCAUUGGCUUUGGUGACAAGGCAUUAUUGGCAUAUACUCCACUAGAACCCUCAUUCAAGGCACAUCAAAGGUUGUUCUGUGGUGUAAAUGACAUGUACUGCAUUUUUUUGGGGAGUUUAAACAACUUGUGCACCCUCAACAGGCAAUAUGGCCUAUCAAAGGGUAGUAAUGAGGCCAUGUUUUUAAUUGAAGCAUAUCGAACCCUCCGAGACCGGGGCCCAUACCCGGCUCAUGAGGUGCUCAAGGAUCUUGAAGGAAGCUUUGGAUUUGUGAUCUAUGAUCACAAGGCUGAAACUGUGUUUACUGCCCUUGGUGCAGACGAUGCAUUGAAGCUCUACUGGGGCAUAGCAGCUGAUGGAUCUGUUAUUAUCUCUGAUAAUGUGGAUCUUGUCAAAGCUAGCUGCAGAAAAUCAUUUGCCCCAUUCCCACCAGGGUGCAUGUACCAUAAUGAAAGAGGAUUGAUGAGCUUUGAGCAUCCAAUGAACAAAAUGAAAGCCAUGCCCAGAAUUGACAGUGAAGGGGCAAUAUGUGGAGCCAAUUUCAUGGUUGAUGCCUAUUCUAAAGUCAAUAGCAUGCCAAGGGUUGGGAGUGAAGCUAAUUGGGCAAACUGGGGCCAACAGGCUUGAUGUUUAAAUUUUAAAUCUACGGAUAUUGACAUGACCAACAAACUCAACCACCCACUUUUUGCUUUAUGUGAAUUUGAUUCUGUGUUAUUUUCUGUACCCAUUUUAGUUUAUUUAAUUCUCCUCAGCAUGUAAAUUUGGUAAGUGACUGUAGUUUAUUUAAAACAUAAGUGAAUUUUCUUGUGUUCAA